Gavialis gangeticus (Gharial) is the source of this 1300-nucleotide messenger RNA. RefSeq names its product putative 2-hydroxyacid dehydrogenase SAR2389. Gene Ontology annotation, cellular component: cytosol. Lineage: Eukaryota; Metazoa; Chordata; Crocodylia; Gavialidae. Gene Ontology annotation, molecular function: hydroxypyruvate reductase [NAD(P)H] activity; NAD binding; glyoxylate reductase (NADPH) activity. The record is from RefSeq and is a predicted model, not a curated record.
CAUACCCUCUGGGGCCUUCCCAAGUACCCCCUGGUUGACACCCGCUGUUCUAAGGUGUUUGAGUCUCUUCAGCUCCAUCUGCAGGCUGACUGUGAAAAUUGUCAUGGAAGAGAAGGAGCUGCCUUAUGUGUUGACAGACACUAUAGGAGGGCCACAUGGAGUAUAUUUGGAGCACAUGGAGUUGAAGAAAUAUUUUAACCUUGUUGCCAUGAAGGAAUUUCUUGAAAACCAAAAAUGUCUUGGUGAAAAAAUCAAAGCUAUUUAUAUAUGGUGGCAAAAGCCAGCUGUUAACCAGGAGCUGCUCCAGAGCCUUCCUAACUUAAAGAUCAUAGCAAACUUUGGAGCAGGAGUGGAUCACUUGGACUUGAAACUGAUCUGUAGCUUUGGAGUGAAAGUGACCAACACUCCGUUUGCUGUGUCUAAUGCCACUGCAGACCUGGGCAUGGCUUUAAUGCUAGCAUCUUCCAGGAGAUUGGUAGAAGGAUGUCAGAUUGCAGUUUCCCCAGACACUGAGCAGUUUGCUGCUGACUGGCUGAGAGAGGAUGUCACUGGGGCUACCCUUGGGAUCAUUGGAAUGGGCAGGAUUGGCUAUAAAGUGGCCAAGCGGGCCAAAGCCUUUGAAAUGAAAAUUCUGUAUCACAACAGGAACCAGAGAAAGGAGGAAGAGGAGCAGGCUGUUGGUGCUUGUUUCUGUGACAAAAUGGAAGACUUGCUCCAGCAGUCAGAUUUUGUGAUGCUUGUUGUGAACCUGACACCUCAGAUGCACAAACUGAUUGGGAAAAGAGAACUAGAGCUGAUGAAACCCACUGCUACUUUCAUUAACAUCUGCAGAGGGCCAGUGACUGAUCAAGAUGCACUGGUGGAAGCACUUCAGAAUAAAGUUAUCAAGGCUGCUGCACUGGAUGUGACUUACCCUGAACCUCUGCCAAGAGAUCAUCCUUUGUUAAAAUUGAAGAACAUUAUAAUUACUCCUCACAUUGGAACUGCUACUAAACAGGCACGGUGGCUCAUGAUGAAGAGUGUGGUUGAAAAUAUAUUUUCUGCUCUUAAUGGUCUUCCUAUCCCUAAUGAAGUAUUUCCUUAAUAUGACUUCUAUUUGGCAAUAGCUAAUGUUUAUAUUAAUAAAAGGAAAUACUAAUUUGAAUCUUACAUAUAUAAUUAGAUUAUGCGUGUUAAACAAUAACAUGUAGAAGUAAAAUAUUUGGUUUUAAGUUUAUUUUGAUUUAACUAUAAAAAAUUCUUCAUGAAAAUCAUGGAGUACUUCAUCCUAAGCUUAACAUGAAUGAGUAACUUGGCUGCA